Molecule: messenger RNA, 864 nt
Organism: Macrosteles quadrilineatus (aster leafhopper)
Lineage: Eukaryota; Metazoa; Arthropoda; Insecta; Hemiptera; Cicadellidae
Exons: 2
Coding region: 1-864 (287 amino acids)
Source: RefSeq, a predicted model, not a curated record
AUGUUAUCAAAACAACAAGGUGAUGAUGAAAAAGAAGAACCACAGCGACAGCAGACAGCACUAGCACAGGAGGCACCUUCUACUGACUCAAUAGCAGGGAAGGAAGUCCACAAGGAAGAACCCAUUCAAACUCAGACUGUUCCAAGCUCAGGCUCUAUUGAUACUUUAAAGGUUAGCAAGAAAACAGGUAAAAUAAUAGAAAUACCAUUUGAUAAGCCUGCUGUUGGUAUGACUCCUCUUAAAACUAAUGGCAAUCCUCCGCUCACUACAUUAAAUAGUGGGACAUCUCAGUUGAUAGUGGAAGGUGGUGGUAUUGUUGACUUGACUACUGCUCAACCUAAUGAUAGUCUCUUGAACAUUGAAGCUGCUGAUAGUAGUGCUACGCAUUCCAAAGGCUCUAAACCUAGGAAAGGCGUUCAGGAUCCAGGCUCAUCAGUUGUUCCUCGAAAAGGGGUUGACCCACUUGGAGCAAUCAAUGCUAAUCAGUCAAGUGAAGGGACUUCAAGUCCUAUUAAAGAAUUAACCAAUGUCAAUGUAGAUACAAAAACACCUUUGAACAAAAGUGAUUCGCCAAUUAAAACUAAUGAUCAAGAACACAGUGAACACACUACUCAUAGGAUAACACAUCCUAGAAAACCUGUAGUUGUUACAGACCUCGAAGAUGUAGACGAUUUUGAAAAAUAUCCUAUUAUUCAAACAUCAACCACAGGUGAGGAUUACAUCAUAAUUGGCAUAGUGAUUGUUCUUGGGAUUUGGUGUUCAAUCUUUGGGGCACUUAUAUUUUAUAGAAGAGCAGGAGAAUAUUGGGACAGAAGACAUUACAGGAGAAUGGAUUUUCUUGUUGAAGGCAUGUAUAACGACUAA